GAGCGAAUCAGCAUGAUGGCCAUUCUCCUCAACUGCGUGACGCUGGGCAUGUACCAGCCCUGUGCCGACGACGCCAGCUGCACCAGUCCUCGGUGUCGGGUGCUGCAGACCUCCGAUGACAUUAUCUUCGCCUUCUUCGCCGCGGAGAUGGUCAUCAAGAUGCUGGCCAUGGGCAUUGCCGGCAGCGCCAACGCCUACCUCAGCGACAGCUGGAACCGCCUGGACUUUUUCAUCGUCAUGGCUGGUGCUCUGGAGUACUCGGUCACCUCCAUCAACAUGAACCUCUCGGCAAUAAGGACGGUGCGCGUGCUGAGGCCGCUGCGGGCAAUCAAUCGCAUUCCAAGCAUGCGGAUUCUGGUGAUGCUGCUGUUGGACACUUUGCCGAUGCUCGGCAACGUCCUCCUGCUCUGCUUCUUCGUCUUCUUCAUCUUCGGCAUCAUCGGCGUCCAGCUGUGGGCCGGUCUGCUUCGUCAGCGCUGCCACUUGAGCCUGCCCGAGAACGUCUCCUUUCCCAAUGGGUAAGUGGAAUUUUGGCGGAAAAUAAAGAGCGUCAACUCCAUUGCCUCGUACUACCAGAAUGAGGACGGCGACAAGGACUGGAUCUGCAGCCUGGACAAGGACAACGGCAUGCACCGGUGCACCAACCUGCCCAACCGCCGCUUCUACCACCUCGAGUGCCAGGAGCCGGCCCGGCCGCCGCCGUUCACCAACGAGCCCAAUGACACCAGCUGCGUCAACUGGAACCAGUACUACACGGACUGUCGGCCGGGCGAGGAGAACCCCUUCCAGAAUGCCAUCUCCUUCGACAACGUCGGCAUGGCCUGGACCGCCAUCUUCCUCGUCAUCUCGCUGGAGGGCUGGUCCGACAUCAUGUACUACGUCCAGGAUGCGCACUCCUUCUGGUCCUGGAUCUACUUUGUGCUGCUCAUUGUGAUUGGCUCCUUCUUCAUGAUAAACCUCUGCCUUGUUGUGAUUGCCACGCAGUUCUCGGAGACGAAGAAGCGUGAGAUGGAGCGAAUGCGCCAGGAGCGGGCGAGAGCCCACUCGCUGAGCACGCUCGCCAGCUUCAGCGUCUCCGAGCAGCUGAACUGCUACGCGGCCAUCAUCCACUACCUGGCCCAUCUGGCGCGCAAGGUCCGCCGAAAGGCCUCCCAGUGGACGGUGCUUACUGCCACCAGCCACUAUCACCACCAACAACACCAGCCACUACAGCAUCGCAAAUCUUCUCAGUGUUCCCAAUCGAUCAGCUGGGAGGACUCGUCGACCUCUCCAAACGGACAGCAGCAGCAGCACCAGCAGCUGACCUGCAUCGGGGCCGGCGGCGACGUCCUCUGCACCAUUGAGCCAGCGUCGACGGACGAGUCGAGGAGGAAUCAAGGACCUCAAGGACAGUGCUCGCCCUCUCGCAGUGGCAGCCCCUCUCAUCAACAGGAACAGCACCAGCACCUCUACCACCGAAAGCCGCCGAACAAGGGCAGCUGUGAGCGCCAUCACCACCACGGUCAUCAGCAUGGCCAUCAGCAUGGCCAGCACACCCAUCACCAUCACCUCAUGCGGAAGAACAGCGCCUCCAGCAGCGUCUUCAGCAGCCGCAGCCACCUCUCCUCGACGCGGCGCACCUCCUCGGCGGCCUCCUCCGCCAUUCUAAACUGCCGCCGGCGGUGCUGCCCCCGCCAGUCCUCCCGACUGCUCUCCUGCCUGUGGGCCUUCUGGGGGCGGCUGCGGCGGGUGCUGCAGCGCGUCGUGGCGCACAACUACUUCAAGCGGGCGAUCUUCAUGGCCAUCCUCCUCAACACCUUCUCGAUGGGCAUCGAGUACCACAACCAGCCGCCUAGUCUGUCGCACGCCGUCGAGAUCAGCAAUGUCAUCUUUACGGCCAUCUUCUGCUGCGAGAUGGUGCUGAAGCUGCUGGCGGACGGCUUCUUCCAGUACGUGAAGAGCGGCUUCAACGUCUUCGACGGCAGCAUCGUCAUGCUCAGCCUGCUGGAGCUGCUGGAGGAGCACGGCAGCGGCCUCUCCGUCCUGCGCACCUUCCGCCUGCUGCGCAUCCUCAAGCUGGUCCGCUUCAUGCCCGCCCUGCGCCGCCAGCUGGUGAUCAUGCUGCGCACCAUCGACAACGUCGCCGUCUUCUUCGCCCUCCUCAUUCUCUUCAUCUUCAUCUUCAGUAUCCUUGGAAUGAAUUUGUUUGGCUGCAAGUUCUGCCGUAAGAAUCCCACUGACAACUCAACGCACUGUGAUAGGAAGAACUUUGAUUCGCUCCUCUGGGCGCUCGUCACGGUCUUUCAGAUUCUCACCCAGGAGGACUGGAAUGUGGUGCUGUUCAACGGCAUGGAGCGCACGACGCCGUACGCGGCGCUCUACUUUGUCGCCCUAAUGACAUUCGGAAAUUAUGUCCUCUUCAAUCUGCUGGUCGCCAUCUUGGUCGAGGGAUUCUCGCAAGAGGUAAGGGGAAAGAGAAGGAAAAUAGGGAAAACACUAGGCGGCCGAAAGAACUCCAUCAUCCACGAGAUUCGCGUGCUCAGCCCGCGAAACUCGCUCGGCGGCGUCUUCUACAGCAGCAGCGUCAUCUCGGUGAAGACGAGCGCCUCCGCCGAGGACGUGAACGACGACAUUGAGACGCUGGAGCAGCACCUGCAGGAGGCGACGGCCGCCGCUGAGAGGGGCAAGAAAAACUCGAUGCUGCCAAACAACACCGGAACAGGCGGAAGUGGUGGUGGUGGUAAGGGCGGCAAGAACGGCUACGUGCAGCGGAUGAAGGAGCACGCCGAGCUGCAGGAACGCAUCCGCAAGUUUUGCAUCUACUUCCGCUGGACCAGCUGGAUGAGCGAGCGAGAGGAGCACUCGCUCUUUCUCUUCUCACCGGAGAACGCCUGCCGCCGGUACUGUCGCUGGCUGGCCGACCACCCGCACUUUGACUACUUUGUGCUCAUCUUCAUCAGCCUCAACUGCAUCACCCUGGCGAUGGAGCGGCCGAAGAUACCGCCCUGGAGCCGCGAGCGGGAGUUCCUCAGCGCCGCCAAUUACAUCUUCACGGUAGUCUUUGGCCUGGAGAUGCUGGUCAAGGUGGUGGCGAAGGGGCUCUUCUACGGCCGGGACGCCUACUUCCACAACGGCUGGAACAUCAUGGACGGCUCGCUGGUCGGCAUCAGCCUCUUUGACAUCUUUCUCAGCUUCUUUGCGCAGCGCAGCCCCCGGAUCUUUGGCAUUCUGCGCGUCUUUCGGCUGCUGCGCUCGCUGAGGCCGCUUCGAGUAAUUAACCGAGCUCCCGGGUUGAAGCUGGUCGUGCAGACGCUGCUCUCCUCUCUCCGUCCCAUCGGCAACAUUGUCCUCAUCUGCUGUACCUUCUUCAUCAUCUUUGGCAUUCUGGGCGUUCAGCUGUUCAAGGGCGCCUUGUACUACUGUGAUGGACCAAAGGCGCACUUUGCGCACAACAAGACUGAGUGCCUCUCCGACCCGCGCAACACUUGGAUCAAUCGAAAGUACAACUUUGACAAUCUCGGACAGGCGCUGAUGUCCCUCUUUGUGCUCUCCUCCAAGGACGGCUGGGUGAACAUCAUGUACACGGGGCUGGACGCGGUGGGCGUCGACCAGCAGCCGAUUGAAAAUUACAACGAGUGGCGCCUGCUGUACUUUAUCUCCUUCCUCCUGCUGGUCGCCUUCUUCGUUCUGAACAUGUUCGUCGGCGUCGUCGUGGAGAACUUUCACCGCUGUCGGCGGGAGCAGGAGGCGGAGGAGAAGGCGCUGCGGGCGCUGAAGCGGGCGCAGAAGCUGGAGAAGCGGCGGAAGAAAAUGCGCGAGCCACCGUACUACAUUGGCUACGGCCGCCUACGGAUGUCCAUCCACCGCAUGGUCACCUCCAACUACUUUGACCUGGUCAUCGCCUGCGUCAUUGGCCUCAACGUGAUCACCAUGUCGCUGGAGCACUAUCAGAUGAGGAUGGAGCUCGUCUACGCACUGAAGCUCUUCAACUUCAUCUUCUCCUCCGUCUUCGUGGUGGAGGCGCUGAUGAAGGCUGUGGCCCUCGGCUUGCGUCGCUACCUAAAAGACAAGUGGAACCAACUGGACGUGGCCAUCGUCUUCUUCUCCAUUCUGGGCAUCAUCCUCGAGGAGAUGGAGUCGACGCUGAUACCGAUCAAUCCGACCAUCAUUCGGGUGAUGCGAGUCGCCCGCAUUGCGCGCGUCCUCAAGCUGCUGAAGAUGGCCAAGGGCAUUCGACAGCUGCUGGACACGGUGAUGCAGGCGCUGCCGCAGGUCGGCAACCUGGGGCUGCUCUUCUUCCUCCUCUUCUUCAUCUUUGCCGCCCUCGGCACGGAGCUCUUUGGUCGGCUAGAAUGCGACGAGGAGCACCCGUGCCAGGGCCUCGGCGAGCACGCCCACUUUCAGCACUUUGGCAUGGCCUUUCUGACGCUGUUCAGGGUGGCCACCGGCGACAACUGGAACGGCAUUAUGAAGGACACGCUGCGCGACAAGUGCGACCCGUCGAGCGAGUGCCUGAAGAACUGCUGCAUCUCCCCGGUGAUUGCCCCGAUGUACUUCGUCAUCUUCGUCCUCAUGGCGCAGUUUGUGCUCGUAAACGUGGUGGUGGCGGUGCUGAUGAAGCACCUCGAGGAGUCGCACAAGCAGAUGGACGAGGACGAGGACCACGAGAUUGACCUGGAGAUUGCCAAGGAGAUCGAGGCGGAGAAGCGGGCGCUGCGGGAGGCAAUUGAGCGGCGGCAGCGCGAGCAGACGCUCAAGGACCGCCGGCCGCUGAUGAAGAUGGCCUCGCUGCCGAGCAACUUUACCUUCUCCUCGCCGCUGGCCUCGCCCAGUGGCGGCGGCGCCUUUGAGGAGGAGCAGCAACUCAAGGUGGUGCAGGAGCAGGAAGGUUUUGCCCUCAGUUCAACUGGUAAUCAGCCUUCGGGAGGCUCAAGGAGAAAGAAGAAGCGCUCGGAGCGACAUUUGGAGAGUGGUGAACAUCUUCCAAAAGGUGGCAAUGUUGGAGAAAACAACAACAGCAGUGCCACUCCCGGCAAGCACCCCAAUCACAUGUCGAUCAGCUCGAUUCGAACGCUGCGCCUGCUGAUGCCGCUCUCCGCGGCGGGCAGCUCGCUGACGCAGCUGGCGGCCAUCUUCACCAACCACUGGCUCUUCACGAUGGAGCUGAUGCCCAAUGAGAAGUACGAGCGCUUCAAGAUGCCCCCGGAGAUGGAGUACCUGCGCAAGUACACCGAGUCGGGCAUGCUCCAGCUCUGCCAGAAUCAACGUAAGUGA
Molecule: messenger RNA, 5253 nt
Organism: Rhagoletis zephyria (snowberry fruit fly)
Lineage: Eukaryota; Metazoa; Arthropoda; Insecta; Diptera; Tephritidae
Source: RefSeq, a predicted model, not a curated record